Messenger RNA from Stomoxys calcitrans (stable fly), 2222 nucleotides. It is a transcript of the gene Fic, whose product is annotated as protein adenylyltransferase Fic. Lineage: Eukaryota; Metazoa; Arthropoda; Insecta; Diptera; Muscidae. Bases 259 to 1872 code for a protein of 537 amino acids. Gene Ontology annotation, molecular function: protein binding. The transcript is spliced from 5 exons. The record is from RefSeq and is a predicted model, not a curated record.
UAGCUGUCUAUCAUUUGCUCGCUUUCUCCCAUAAUAAAAUAAAGAAUACACGUCAGAUAUUGCAAAUUUUAACGCCAAGUAAAGAUUCCGAGAAUUUUUGGUGAAGAUAUCGUAUAAUUAUGGAAAAUCUACAAAAUAAUUGCAUAAUAUUUAGUGGGAGCAGUUAUUUGUAGAAAUUUUAUUGAAAUUUUCCUACUCUGCAAAGGUGGUGAGGUGUUACACAUCAUCUGCAAGCAAACAAAACCAAAAACGGCCAACAUGACAAAACAGAGGCGUCAUUCCAUACGGGACGGUGGCCACAAGCCAAAUGCUUGUCUAGACACCCAACCCAGAUUCUCCAUGGAAGUUAGUGAUUUUGUGGUGGCUGCAGCGGCCACAGCGACUGGACCAAGAAAUUCCUUAGUCUUACAUUUGUCAUAUCAUCAUUUGCUGGUCUUCCUCUCCGGUGUAUUGGCUGCUUGUUUCUAUUAUCAUUCGCCUUGGACGCAGGCCAAUCAUCGCCAACUGCAACAUUUGCCCACCGCUCAUUAUUUACAAGUCAGAGAUGAUUUUGCAAUAUACUCCAAGGAAAGGGAGAGAGAGUUUGAGGAAGGACAACAGGCCAUUAAAGAAUUUCAAGGUAAUAUGGGGGCAGCUGUCGCCCAGUUGCAUGAAGAUGAAGCAAAUAUCAAAGAGGCCUUGGCCACUCUAAAAUUGGGACAAACCAUGAUGGAGGCGAGUAAGGAAGACAAGGCACAAAGGCUCUAUGAGCAUGCACAUGCGCUGGCGCCCAAACAUCCGGAAGUGUUAUUGAGAUAUGGCGAAUAUCUGGAGAAAAGAGAUGUAGUGUUGGCCGAUCAGUAUUAUUUUCAGGCCUUGACCAUAAACCCCAGUUGCUCAGAAGCUUUAACCCAUCGCCAGCGUACAGCUGCUAUUGUGCAAUCCAUUGACGACCGACGUUUGUUGGAAUUAGAUCGUAAGCGUGAUGCCCUCUCGGGUAUACAUGAAUCGAACGCAGCUCUUAGAAGGGCUAAGAAGGAGGCUUAUUUUCAACAUAUCUAUCAUUCGGUGGGCAUUGAAGGCAAUACCAUGACGCUGGCACAAACUAGAUCUAUACUUGAGACGCGCAUGGCUGUCGAUGGGAAAUCUAUAGAUGAACAUAAUGAAAUUUUAGGCCUAGAUUUGGCAAUGAAAUAUAUCAAUGACAGUUUGGUAAACAAAAUGGAAAUCAAUUUGAAGGACAUUAUGGAAAUCCAUCGUAGGGUUCUGGGUCAUGUUGAUCCCAUCGAAGGUGGUGAGUUUCGUCGCACUCAGGUUUAUGUGGGUGGCCAUAUACCUCCCGGCCCAGGUGAUUUGUCCAUACUAAUGGGGCAUUUUGAAAAUUGGUUAAAUUCUGAACAAGUUUUGUCUCUACAUCCCAUAAAACAUGCCGCUCUGGCCCAUUACAAAUUGGUGCACAUACAUCCUUUUAUUGAUGGCAAUGGCAGAACAUCAAGACUGUUAAUGAAUACACUGCUGAUGAGAGCUGGAUACCCACCAGUAAUUAUACCAAAACAACAAAGGCACAAAUACUAUCAGUAUCUCCAAAUAGCCAAUGAGGGUGAUAUUCGACCUUUUGUGCGUUUUAUUGCCGAUUGUACGGAAAAGACCCUCGAUUUAUACUUAUGGGCCACUAGUGAUUUACCUCAACAAAUACCUAUGCUGGAACAGACCGAGCACACCUUAGCCAAUAUCGAUAAACUACUAACGCCAACAGUCACAGGACCAGCAACAGAUAAAACUGUGAAAACCUCGCCGGCUACCACUACCAAUGUACCAAGCAGUAAAAGCAAUCAAAAUAACAACAUUUUGGAAGGAGAUUUCUUUGAUUCAGGAUCCGGAGAGAUUUCCUAGCAACGGUUUUUGAUUCUUUGUAUAUUCCAUAUGAUAUUAAGACGUUUUAUAAAACUAACUGUGAUUAUAUUUCUCUUCAACAAAACUACAUGUAAAUAGCGUGCAAACCUAAACCAAAAAAAAAACGAAACAGCCCAAUUUAUUUUAAGGGAAAAAUAACUAAGUUAUGUUGUUAUAGUUUGUAAGACGAAAGAUAAGAUAUUUAUUCAGUUUUCUUUAGUUGUCUAUGACGUUGCCUUUGUUUUAAAAAACAUUAUAAAACUCCCAGCCAAGAUAUUGAAUUCGCACAUAUGUUAUAUACCAUUUGUGUUUGUAUAUAAAAUUACAAAACUGUAGUUAAAAAUUUAUUU